Molecule: messenger RNA, 1479 nt
Organism: Fusarium poae
Lineage: Eukaryota; Fungi; Ascomycota; Sordariomycetes; Hypocreales; Nectriaceae
Exons: 4
Coding region: 1-1479 (492 amino acids)
Biological process (GO): transmembrane transport
Cellular component (GO): membrane
Molecular function (GO): transmembrane transporter activity
Source: RefSeq, a predicted model, not a curated record
AUGGCAGCAAACCCAAAGAAACUCUCGGCCGAAAGGGUCAGAGAUGUGAGCGACCACGCUGUCUCGUCCGACUCAGAGACAUCAGCUUUGGCCGUGCUGCAAGAGAACCCCAAGAGGAGCUGGAAGUCAUAUCUGUGGGACACAUUCGACAAGUCCCCCGAGGAACGCAGAUUUCUCUUCAAGCUUGACCUUGCUCUUAUGACAUUGGCCUCACUGGGAUACUUUAUCAAGUAUCUGGAUCAGGUCAAUGUCAACAAUGCUUUUGUGUCUGGGAUGAAGGAGGAUAUGGGACUCUGGGGGAACGAGUUGAAUUAUAUGCAGGCAUGCUGGACCGUUGGAUAUGUCAUCGGUGAGAUCCCGAGCAACAUGCUACUGACGCGUAUCCGACCCAGCAUCUGGAUUCCUGCCUGCGAGGUAACCUGGUCUGUUCUCACCAUUCUUCUCACACAAUGCACAAACGCCACGCAGCUCUACGUCCUUCGCUUCUUUAUCGGCCUUGCCGAAAGCACAUUCUAUCCGGGAAUGCAAUACAUCGUUGGUUCUUGGUACCGAAAGGAUGAGCUUGCCAAGCGUUCGUGUCUAUUCCAUGCUAUGGGCAACGUAGGAUCCAUGGUCUCGGGUUACUUGAUGGCUGGCUCGCACAACCUCGACGGUGUGCACGGGUACCACGGUUGGCAGUGGUUGUUUAUCACCAACACCGUUGUGUCCCUACCUAUUGCCAUCUCCGGUUUUUUCUUCCUACCCGACGUACCUGAAAUCACCAAGGCGUGGUACUUUACCCCAGAGGAAAUUGCGCUUGCAAAACGACGCAUGGAACUUGAGGGUAGAGCAAAGAGGGCACCAUACACAAAAGCCAAGUUCAAAAAGAUCUUUACCAGCUGGCAUAUCUACGCGCUAGUGUCGCUAUACAUCCUGUUCAACAAUGGUAACGGCGGCAACUCGCAGCCUGCAUUCGCCCUGUGGCUAAAGUCCGAAGGCUAUCCGAUCAGAGAGGUUAAUAUUUACCCAACAAUUGUCGAUGUCAUCAGCGUCGUUACAACACUGAUCUACGCGUGGACAUCGGAUAGUCUAUUUCGUGGUGCCCGCUGGCCAGCUAUUGUAUUUUCCGGUCUGGUCAAGAUUGUGGCGUACAUUGGACUCACGGUAUGGAAAGUUCCCACCGCCUUUACAUGGGUAUGCUUUAUGCUGUGCGGCUUUGGCGGUGGCAUCAGCGGGUUGACCUUUGCUUGGGCGCAUGAGAUAUGCAGUGACGACAACGAGGAACGGGCUCUCGUUACAGGCGCGAUGAACCAAAUGGCGUAUGUUUUCCAAGCUUGGUUGCCAUUGGUUAUAUGGCAACAGGUUGAGGCACCUAGCUAUCCCAAGGGAUAUCCUACUAUGGUCGCUAUGGCAGUCGCAUUGAUUGCAAAUGCUUUUGUAAUCCGGGUAUUGCAUAAGAAACAGAUUGCCGGAGGGCGGCAUGCUUUAGCAGUAGCUUAA